AUGGACGAAGGUCAGACAGUCCACGGCAUCAAACCGAAUGUACGUGUCAUAAAGUUAUUCUUUACCCUGUCCAUAACUAUUAUCAGGGUGACUAACCAGCCUGACUCAGACGAGGUACCAGCCCAUUGCGCCGAACCGAAUGACCCCGCAACCAAGGUGACUAACAAACCUGACUCAAACGAGGUAGAUGCAGCUCGUCCGUAUGCUAGAGAGGCCGUUUCUGGGUUAAACCCUGUUUUCGGACCUGUGCAAGCUGUGGCAUCAGGCAUCAACGAUGCAGUCGACUACGUCACCCCGUUACUCGGAACAGUUUCCAAGUUCAAUUUUAUUGUUGACACGGUUGCCGAGAUCCAUCCAUACGCGAAGGCAGCAUGGGGUGUCUUACCAUCAUCUCUUAGAUGGCUCGCGACGAGUCUCUCCGGCAAUCUUGUCAAAAAUGAAUGGCGUAUAUAUGUUUCUCAAAGAGACAGACCUGGAGAACAUCAAGACAAUGAAAACCGUCGUUACGAAGAUAUGUCAGCAGACGCUCGAGUGUUCCUAUUUCAUUCGCGAUUACUCCAAGAGCAAGAAUUUCUGGACGAGGCUAGGAAAAAAUGUCGUAUCGGAAACUGAUGAGACAGUAAAGAGAUACAACACCGUUUUCGAUGACCUCAUGCAACAAUUUCGUGAUAGGGCAGCACAUGACACGGUGGUGGUUGUGCACCGAAUGUUGGAAGGAA
Molecule: messenger RNA, 719 nt
Organism: Suillus clintonianus
Lineage: Eukaryota; Fungi; Basidiomycota; Agaricomycetes; Boletales; Suillaceae
Exons: 5
Coding region: 1-612 (203 amino acids)
Source: RefSeq, a predicted model, not a curated record